AUGGAAGCCACCACAGCAGCCGCCACCCCUCUGGCAAAACCUCCUCCACCCGUGGCAGUUGGAACCCCCGUGGUGCCAAGGCAGCAGGAGGACGAAAACCGCCAUACCACUGGUUCGCCCACACCAUCACCAGCAGCAGCACCAGCAGCGGCAUCUCCUCCUGCCGUAACGAUUCCUCACUCGGCUGCUCUAGAAGAGCUAGCAAAAUUCAAUGGCCGUGCUGUUAUAAGCAAGAAAAGCAAUCUUAAAUCCAAUCACAAUGCCAAGCCUGGCGAAACGAAGCCUGGCGCUGUUGCUGUUGCUCCUUCACAUGUGCCCACUGCUAGCAGCAUCUGCCCGAUGAAUAAUAGUGACCUCAUGCAAGAUAUUGAAUCUCUCCUGUCCAAGCCAGAACCACUGCCGUCGGCUGUGGCUAGUAGACCUGCUCCUGACAUUGCUACAGUCAUGACUGUAAAGGACCUAAUAGAAGAUUAUGAAGGAAUCGUGUCCAACCGAGAGUCCCUGUCUACAGAUCAGCAGCCCCCAAUAAGACAGCAGCCCCCAAUAAGACCACAACCCACUGGACCGGGUGCCUUUCCAGAGCAUCCCAGUGGAUCCUCACAGAAUAUUGGUAACUUUGACGGUGGCAAUAAUAAUAGCAGUCCCGAGACACCGUGGGAAGAUUCCUCGGGCUUGGCAGUUGCCAACUUGGUGGUGGGCGAACAUGACUUGCAAACCGCUACUCCAGCUUCCAGAAGAAAACAAGAACCACAGGCAAGAAAACAGCUCAAAACCAUGAUCCUUUUAGGAGUCAUUUUUCUACUUGCCCUUGUUUUGGUCUUGAUUGCUAUUCUUGUCCCUGGCAAUAAUGAGCGAUCCUCUGAUUCGGAUGCGGAUGCCCAAAAAAUUGAGACCAGCACGAAUUUCCCAACCCCAGCACCAACUGCUCUCUCUGCUUAUUUGCUUUCUAUGCUCCCUCCUGACACGGUGGCGGCAAUAAUGGAUGAAGCAGACUCACCCCAGUCACAGGCAUUCGACUGGUUGAUGGAGAAACCCACUCUGCCCAGGGAGCGUAUGCUUCAAAGAUUCAUUUUGGCCACACUCUUUUAUUCUACAAAUGGAGACAGUUGGACUAGUAAUGCCGGUUGGCUCAAUCACAGCAUUCAUGAAUGUGUUUGGUACACCAAGCCCUCCUUGGCUAGGAUGGAUGUCAUGAAUCAAUGGUAUCCUGGGUUUCUGCAAGGUUUCUUUUCAGCCACAGAACCACUUCCAACUACAUGUGAUGCCAAUGGCAUCUACCAACAUCUUUGGCUGGAUCAGAACAAUCUAGGCGGAACUCUGCCAGAGGAGCUUUUUCUCCUUACAUCUCUCAAGACUCUCUCUGCUGGAUACAAUCAAAUACAUGGAACAAUCCCGAGUCUAAUUGCACAAAUGACUGCUUUGGAGGGACUUGGUAUGGGUUCCCUUCUAGGCAUCGGAACGGUUCCUUCCGAACUCGGACUUUUGACAAAGUUAAAGUACCUUGGAGUACGGGGCAAUAGUGACCAGGGAUCUCUCAAGGGAUCCAUUCCCAGUGAAAUUUGGCAGCUUACAAACUUGGAAACGUUUGGAAUGCCGCGCAACCCUCAGUUGCAAGGCCUUAUUCCAUCCGAUGUUGGAAUGCUUUCCAAGUUGACAUGGCUCGACUUUAAUGAUUGUGACCUGGCAGGUUCAAUCCCAACAGAGAUUGGCCUUGUAACCGAUCUUCAAUGGAUGAUCUUGUAUGGGAACAGAAUGACCGGAACUCUUCCUGGGACAACCAGCUCACAGGCCCUGUGCCAAGUGAGCUAG
Molecule: messenger RNA, 1809 nt
Organism: Seminavis robusta
Lineage: Eukaryota; Bacillariophyta; Bacillariophyceae; Naviculales; Naviculaceae
Source: the annotation of a GenBank genome assembly